ACCUGCGUCUAGAAGUCAAAGUGAAACGACCCACAUAUGAUUGGCUGUUUAUUGAUCGUCGUUCGCAGGCAUCGAUAGUACUCUCGCCCCGUGCGGCUUCUUCACUCCGAAAACGUUUCUCCGUUCAUUUCAUUUGGAAGGUACGCAGGUACACAGAUACGAAAAGUGGAUGAUAUACCUGAACACGGCAUAUAGCGGCUUGGUGUAGUAGAACAGGCGCCCUCGACUCAAUUAAGUCUGGAAACUGUGGGUCUGCUGUCGAUUCUGGCUGGAAACGCUCACACGGGUGUCUUCCCGCAAUUCCAUACUCCUCAUCGAUGCAGGAGAUGUGGAGAAGGGAAGUAAUGUGGAGAUCUGUGUAUAAGACUCCACAAGCACGCCUUCAAUUUUCACUCGGCAACCCACUCCACCAUCACAUUCUUUCACCAUGAUCUCUUCUGUUCUUGCUCUAGCUUCGCUCCUCGUCGCUGCUGGCGCACAGCAGGCUGGUACUAACACUGCUGAGCAGCAUCCUCCUCUCACGGUCAGCAUCUGUACCAGCAGCGGAUGUACGACGUCUACCCAAUCCAUUGUGAUUGACGCCAACUGGAGAUGGCUUCACGCCACCACGGGAUACACCAACUGCUACACUGGUAACACCUGGAACGCUACCAUUUGCCCUGAUGGUGUCAAGUGCGCAGCCAACUGUGCAUUGGACGGAGCAGACUACUCUGGCACAUAUGGUAUCACUACCACUGGCAAUGCCCUCAAGCUUAACUUCAUCACCAAGGCUUCCCAGACGAACGUUGGUUCCCGAACCUACUUGAUGGCAGCUGGCAGCACCACCAAGUACCAGAUGUUGAAGCUCUUGGGCCAAGAGUUCACCUUCGAUGUGGAUGUUUCCAACCUGCCCUGUGGAUUGAACGGUGCUCUCUACUUCUCGGAAAUGGACGAAGAUGGAGGCAUGUCGAGAUUCUCAACCAACAAGGCUGGUGCCAAGUACGGAACUGGAUACUGUGAUGCUCAAUGCCCACAAGAUAUCAAGUUCAUCAACGGAGUGGCCAACUCCGUUGGCUGGAAUGCCUCAGCCAAUGAUGUCAAUGCCGGUUCUGGACAGUAUGGAUCCUGCUGUAACGAGAUGGAUAUCUGGGAAGCCAAUGUGGUUUCUGCCGCUUAUACCCCUCAUCCUUGCUCCGUCUCUCAGCAAACACGUUGCAGCGGAACCGAUUGCGGAAUUGGUGCCAGAUACUCCUCGUUGUGUGAUGCCGAUGGAUGCGAUUUCAACUCCUACAGAAUGGGUGAUACCUCCUUCUAUGGUGCAGGCAUGACCGUCGACACCACCAAGGUUUUCACCGUUGUGACCCAAUUCGUCACCAACGACGGCACAACCAGCGGCACCCUCAGCGAAAUCCGUCGAUUCUAUGUCCAGAACGGAGUUGUCAUCCCCAACUCCCAAUCUACCGUCUCCGGCGUGACCGGUAACUCACUCAGUGACACUUGGUGUGCUGCUCAAAAGACCGCAUUCGGUGACCAGAACGUCUUCGCAACCAAGGGCGGUCUCGCCACAAUAGGUGCUUCCUUGAAGAAGGGAAUGGUCCUCGUCAUGUCCAUCUGGGACGACCACGCGGCCGACAUGCUCUGGCUCGACGCUCCUUACCCACCUACCAAGGACGCCUCCACUCCAGGUGUCUCCCGUGGUACGUGCGGAGCUGAUUCUGGAGUCCCAGCAUCUGUCGAGUCUGUUGCUGCCAGCGCAUCCGUCACCUACUCCAACAUCAAGUGGGGUCCCAUCAACUCCACUUACACCGUAUCCAAAUAA
Molecule: messenger RNA, 1798 nt
Organism: Mollisia scopiformis
Lineage: Eukaryota; Fungi; Ascomycota; Leotiomycetes; Helotiales; Mollisiaceae
Product: glycoside hydrolase family 7 protein
Exons: 3
Coding region: 428-1798 (456 amino acids)
Biological process (GO): carbohydrate metabolic process
Molecular function (GO): hydrolase activity, hydrolyzing O-glycosyl compounds
Source: RefSeq, a predicted model, not a curated record